AUGCGCUUGGCGCAGGGGCGGACGGGCCCCGCAGGAGACGGGGCCGCAGCGCUGAACGGGCUCCUCGUCCGCACGCGGGGGCCUGGCGCUGUGGAGAGGCCAGGGAGGCCAAGAGGCUGCCCCAAGGAGGCUCCGCCCCCAGGAAGGGCUGAGGCCCCGGCUGACCCCCGCCUCGCAGGCCUCAAGCAGGAGCUCUUCCACCGGCACAAGGAGGCCCAGCAGUGCUGCCGGCCGCACAACCUGUCGCUGCUGCGCGCCGCCCAGCAGCGCGAGAUGGAGGCUGUGGAGCAGCGAAUUCGGGAGGAGCAGCGAAUGAUGGAUGAGAAGAUAGUCCUGGAACUGGACCAAAAAGUGAUAGACCAACAGAGCACCCUGGAAAAGGCUGGGGUGUCUGGGUUCUACAUCACCACAAAUCCCCAGGAGCUGACUUUACAGAUGAACUUACUGGAAUUGAUUCGGAAGUUACAGCAGAAAGAAGCCCUGUCAGAGAAGGCUUAUUCCUGAACAAGCAAAUCUGCUGUCUUCUUUCCAGGGUUUUCUUCUGGCUUGCCUCU
Molecule: messenger RNA, 554 nt
Organism: Tinamus guttatus (white-throated tinamou)
Lineage: Eukaryota; Metazoa; Chordata; Aves; Tinamiformes; Tinamidae
Source: RefSeq, a predicted model, not a curated record